This is a messenger RNA of Aspergillus tanneri, 7185 nucleotides long. RefSeq lists its product as uncharacterized. Bases 1 to 7185 code for a protein of 2394 amino acids. NCBI's taxonomy places the organism in Eukaryota, Fungi, Ascomycota, Eurotiomycetes, Eurotiales, Aspergillaceae. Gene Ontology annotation, cellular component: cytoplasm. The transcript has 4 exons. Gene Ontology annotation, molecular function: RNA nuclease activity; RNA binding. The record is from RefSeq and is a predicted model, not a curated record.
AUGGCAGUAUCCAGGACACGCUCCUCGAUCCAAACUGAAAGAGCAUCCCUAAACAACCAGAGCUCGUUGAAAGGUGGUGACAGGGAUCAAAACUCUCCAGGGCGCCUGCUAGCCGAGGGAGAUGGCCGUCGCUCGGCCUCCGAGAAGUUCAAUAUCAAUACUCAGACUGGGGGAGCCUCUUUCAACAUCCCUAUUCAUACGACCCCGGGCCGCAGGGGAUUCGGGCCAUCACUAGAUCUUGUCUAUGAUUCAGGAUCCGCCAGUGCCAAUGGUGUCUUCGGUCUGGGAUGGCGAUUAGAAGGCGUUGACUAUGUUACACGGAAGACUUCUCUGGGCAUACCGUUAUAUAAUGACGGCGAUAUAUUUGUCCAUUCACGUGUGGGGGAGCUAGUGCCUCUGUUGCGCACGAAUGGAGCAGAUCUUGAUGAGGAGGAUCGAGACGGAUAUCGCGUCCGGAGAUAUAGGCCACGCGUGGAGUCUGACCCGAUAAGAAUUGAAUGCUGGAUAAAAAAAUCGAACACCAGAGACAUGUUUUGGAAAACUGCAACGUCACAGAAUACCACAACAUUAUAUGGCAGAACAACAAGCUCUCGGAUCUCCUGCUCUGAAAAGGGAAUAUCUAGCACAGAUGACGAGAUAUUUACAUGGUUCUCGUGCGAUGUAUAUGACAGCUUUGGCAACUACAUGGUUUAUUCUUACAAGUCUGAAGACGGUGCAGGAAUGUCUAACUCUGAUGUCUGUACCACCCAGCGCUACCUUAAGUCAAUCAAAUACGGAAAUAGGAGACCCAAUCGGGACUUGGAAACCUGGGAGGCACAGCUGUUAGACCCGAACAGGGAUAUAGGUUACUGGAUGUUUGAAGUUAUUCUCGACUACGGAGAACAUAAUAAGGAAUUUCCCACUACAAAAGCAGUUAAUAAAUGGGAACUUCGUAACGAUCCGUUUUCAAUACAUACCGGUGGUUUUGAGGUUCGAACAUAUCGUCUAUGUAGUCGAGUGCUCAUGUUCCACCACAUUCCAGAGGAACUGGAACUUCAGGAUUGUUUGGUGGCCUCUACAACUUUUCAGUAUGAAACUGAGCCCAAAUCAGGGACAACCUUUCUCAAGUCCUGCACAGCCUCGGGCCAUACACUAGAUGGAUGCAAGCAAGACUAUUCGACGUUGUCUUUGCCGCUAAUGGAGUUCAAUUACAACAAACUCCCUGAUCUAGAAUCACUGCACAUUGAAAAUCUUGAGCUCAACUUAUCUGGAUUUUCCUCUGGCAGAGCUAGUUGGGUGGACUUGGACGGUGACGGUGCACCAGGUAUUUUGGGGACUUUGCCUGGAGGAUGUUACUAUCACCCCAACUUAAGCCAAGGGACAAAAACCGAGAUUGGCGGACCGACCCUUCAAAACAGCAUCCCAAGUGCUAUGCAGUCUGAGAUGUGGCAUUUUGAAGAUGUCAAAGCCCGUGGAUUUCUGGACUUGGUAUCGGCAUCGCCCGAUGGGAGAGUCCAAGGGUUCUAUGGGCGUAGCGAGGAUGGCGAAUGGGAGCCGUUCGUCCCUUUCAAGUCUUAUCCAACACUUGGCCAUUCGAAGAAUGGGUGGACUAAGUACCAAGUGGACCUUGCCGGUGAUGGGCUGGCAGAUAUCCUGCACAAGCCCCCGAACAACGAUAGUGAAUGGUUCUGGCACCGUUCUCUGGGUCCGAAUGGGUUCGAGGAGGAACGGCGUACAGUCGGAGCACCUAAGCUACCCUCUGAACCAGCGACAGCAAUCUUUCUGUGCGACAUGUCAGGAGAUGGCUUGACGGAUAUUGUAAGUAUCCAAAAUGGCAACAUCUCCUACUGGCCAAACGCGGGCCAUGGGAGAUUUGGCCGCCAGGUUGAUAUGUUAGGACCACCCACCCUGUUAGACCCGGUAAACUUUUCUCCCCUCCGCGUUCGAAUGGCCGAUAUAACGGGCUGGGGAGGUGCCGACUUCAUAUAUUUACUGCCCGAGGGCGGCGCCCUAGUAUAUUAUAACCAAUGGGGUACUAGGUGGAGUCGUGAAUACCGCCUACCCUUUGUCCCUCCACUAGACCGCUUUGCUCUGACCGACAUACUUUCCGUCAACGGAAAGGGUACACAAUGUCUAUGUUGGACAUCAGAUGUUCGUGGCCCUUCUGGUAACCAGACAACGACCACGCUGCGAAUUAUCGACCUGAUGGGUGGAGGAAAGCCCGGCUUAUUAUCCAACACAUAUAACGGCAUGGGCGGGAGGUCAACUAUACAAUAUCGCUCCGCGACUAGCUAUUACCUGGAGGCCAAACGGCAUGGCCGGCCUUGGACCACGCGGCUGCCCUUCGCCGUCGAUUGUGUUAAGAGUAUAACAUUUAUGGACGAUGUUGCCCAGACUUCUCAUACAACGUACUACACGUAUCAUAAUGGAUAUUACGAUUAUAAGGAGCGCCAAUUCCGAGGCUUCCAAAUUGUCGAGGAAGAGACUAUGGAGGAUUUUGCAGUAGGCAUUACUGGUGCUCAAUUUAAACAACCCCCAGUUAUCAAGCGCAAUUGGUUCUACCUAGGCCUGGAGCGAUUGGAUCAGGGGACUCUUCUCCCACACAGCUUCCAGAUCCAAGGACCUCAGUAUAAACCAGUGUCUAGUGCAACGAUACCCCAAGGCCUUACUGUAGCGGAAAAACAGGAAGCAUACGCAGCACUGGCUGGCCAACCCCGCCGGCAGGAAAUAUACGGCAGUGGUGAUGGGAGCCAGGGACAUCUGCCAUAUACUAUAUCCGAACAAUCAUAUGUAGUUGUGAUUCAUCAAAGGGUGCAGAAGGGCAGGCGGGGUAUCUUCCGAGUUAACAACCGGGAAGAGCUGCUGACGCUGUAUGAGAAGGGCGAAGGACAACCAAGGCUGAAGCACACCUUUGCACUAAAAACAGAUGAUUUUGGUAACAUUGAGAGGCAGGCUAUUAUUAGCUAUGGACACAAGAAAAGCGCACUGGCCACAGUUGAAGACCGCAAAAAACAAGAAGAAACGGCAAUCACAUAUACCGAAAUGGCAUACACCAAUGCAAUAUUGGAGCCGAAAGAAUGUUUUCGCACCCCACUAGUGGCUAAAAGUAUCCAGUAUUGUGUAUAUCAAGGCUCCUGCUUGACUAGUGCAAUGACCGAUGGACGACAUAUCUGGGAGAAGCUGGCUGCCAACAAUUGUAAAUUGCUCACUCAGGCUGUCAACUUUCCGGAUCCCCCGAAAAACCGUGAUUGGAGGGAAAAUAUUCCUGCAGAAGGAUAUAAGUCUCUCCACUCCAAGGAAAUCUCACUAUACCGCCGGCAAGACCUCUCCGCACCCCUGGCCCUAGGAAAAUUAGAACCAUAUUCCAUCACACAUCAAGUCUAUCGGCUUUGUUUUACGAGGCAGCUGAUAGACACAACGCCCAUCUCGAAGCUAGGUCACAUCGAGAAUGCGCUAGAGAGCACGGGUUACGUUCAAUUGCCUGUCGCCAACGGUGGGCUGAUAAAUGAAUGGUGGUCUCCAUCCCCACGUCACGUAUUCCAAGUAGAUACGCUAGAUGCGGCCAACAGUGAACUACUUGUUGCCCGGGCCCAGUUCUUUAUUCCAAACAUUCAGAUUGACCAAUUCAGAAACAUAUUGAAGAAGCAGUUGGAUCCCUAUAAAUUACUGUUUGUGGAGACAUUGGAUCCUAUGGAGAACGCAACUAGAGUAGCAUACGACUACUCCUGCUUACAACCCAACCUGGUUAUCGAUGCAAAUGGUAAUAGGACUCAAUUCGCGCGAGACUCGCUAGGAGUCAGUGUGGGGAUUGCCGUUAUGGGGAAGGAAAAUGAGCCAGUUGGGGAUAGUCUUGAGGACUUUGCCAUUCAGUUGUCACAGGCAGAAAGAGACGAAUUUGUCAAAAAUCCAUCCGGCCCCAUAGCUGCCAAGCUGCUGGGCAAGGCGGGGAGGCGGAUAAUCUAUGACUUUAACUUCUAUGAAGAAAGUAGGAUACCAGGCUUCCAGGCGGAGCUGGUUCGUGACACCCACUAUAGAGAUUCAGGUGAGCCUACUCAGAUUUCGGUUUAUAUUAGCUACUUGGGCGGCCAGGGUACAGCAAUUCAGAGCACUACAUAUUCUGGAACUGAGGGAGGCAGUGAAUGGCAGUUCGAUGGUUUGGAGAUCCAGAGCCAGAACGGCCAGCCCGUGAAGCAGUUCUUACCCUUUUUUAAGUCAUCCCAUAAGUUCUGCUUCCAGUCAGAACAACUAGAUAAACCAGCUAUUGUUUAUUUCAGGGACGGGCUUGCCAGGCUUCAUGGUAUCCUAAAUGCGGAUCGCACUUGGAGCAAACACCGAUAUACUCCAUGGAUGGAGGAACAGUGGGAUGCUGGUGACACUAUACUGAUCGACGACCCCUCCAAGGACAUUGACGUGGGCAUCUACUUCCAAUUACUGGAACGUAAGCAGUACUACCCUACCUGGCAUUCCCAGAAAAUGAAGUCGGGGAAGGCCUCGGACAAGUUGGCUGCACAGAAGUCCGAAAUCUACAGCAACACCCCAACAUCUGUGUAUUUGGAUGCUCAAGGUCGUGAGGUCCUUUCCGAGCAGCGCAGCAAUUUUGCCGUACGACAAACCCGUCAACAAUAUGAUGAGCGGGGGAACUUGUCUGCUCUUUCUGACCCACGCAAUCGGAUCGUUAGUAGAACUUGGUACGAUUACUUAAACCGGCCACUUCACAGUAGCAACAUUGACAGUGGGGUCCACUGGUCGCUCUUAGACUGCACAGGAGCUCCAUUCGUGUCACAGGCCAACAAUGACUGGUGGAAACGAGUAGACUAUGAUGCUCUGAGGAGAAUCAAGUCCAUACAGUUAAUGCCGCAGUCUGACAAAGAAAACCCAGUUUGCGUCAUUCAGAAUCAGUAUGGGGACGAGAAAUACGUGCAGGACGGAGCCAAUAAGAACUUGAGGGAGCGGCUUUACCAAUGUAAAGAUCAAUCUGGGGUCGAUACUAAUUCGCGAUUUGACUUCAAGGGCAAUUGCAUCGAAUCGUCCAUCCAAUAUGCAGCGACGUAUGAUCAACUUUUGGACUGGUCUUUAGAGGAUAUUAAACUGGAGCCUGAGCUACAUAUUACCAGGUCGAGCUUCAACGCAAUGAACCACGCGGUGUAUAGAGCUACCACUGGUAGUCAAUAUGUUCAAAACAGGUUUGACAUCGCCGGUCGUCUAAAGCAAGUGAAGUCGGCCACAACUACAGACAACCCCAGCGCUACCUCCUCUGUUUAUGAUAUCAAGUAUUCCGCAGAUGAUCAAAUGACCUCCGUCAGCUACGAGAAUGGAUCCCAGGCCAAGCACAUAUACAACGUUCAGACACGGAGGCUGGAGAGAACUAUUAUUGCAAGAAACAAUAUAAAAACAGCCUUGCAAGAUGUCUCUCUUAUAUACGAUUGCCUUGGGAAAGUUGUCGAAAAAACCGACACCGCACAACAGACAACCUAUUUCCGUAACGAAGUCGUCAAACCAAAGCAACAGUUCCAGUACAAUUCUUUUGGCCAGCUUUUAUCAGCAUCUGGUCGAGAGCAGGUUAACCCUUCUAGUGAUCGUUUAAAUCCAUAUGCCCCGACUUCGGGAAAAGUGAACACAUUAGCCGGCGACGGGAAGCAACUAAUUGAGUACUUGGAGUCAUAUGAGUAUGAUCUUUCUGGUAAUAUCUUAGAGAUCAAACACGAGCCAGCGAGUAACACCACAUAUUCAGCAUGGACUCGGAAAUACACCUAUGAGGGGGUAAACAACAGGUUGACCAGCACCCACGUUGGCUCUACCACAGAGCGGUACGAAUAUAACGGUAACAUUGGACUCAAUGGCUGCAUGACUUCUAUAGGUGAACAAUCUUUAGGCUGGGACUAUAACCAUCGGUUACGCUCAUUCUCCAAGCAGCGGGUUAGGGAUGGCCACACGCCGGAGACAACCUGGUAUACCUACAAUUCGCAGGGGAAACGAGUUCGCAAGGUCACCGUCCGAGAUGGAAAGUCAAAGGUCAAAGAGACUUUUUAUCUCCCUCUCUGUGAUAGAUUUACCUCCUACAAGGGAAAUGGUGAGUCCCUGAUAAAGAAGACAACCACAAGUGUUGGCAAUUUAAGCUCUGCAAGCGCCCCCAUGGUCAUAAUCGAGACCAAGAACCAAAACAACACCAGGACUGGGCAAAGUCUGCUUCGAUAUCAAAUGAGCGAGAAUCUGGAACUCGAUGAUACCUGUAAAGUGAUAUCCUAUGAGGAAUACUCUCCAUAUGGAUCCAGCACAUAUCAAGCUCGGAUCACGGAAGCGCCGCGGAAGUAUCGAUUUGCAAGGUAUCAGCGGGAUAAUGAAUCUGGGCUCUAUCUCUGCGGCGAGAGAUACUACGCACCAUGGCUCGGAAGAUGGACGUCGGCGGAUCCACUUGGUGCUGUAGGUGGGCCGAACCUGUAUAUCUAUGCUGGCGACGACCCGGUCAACUUUGAUGACCAUCAAGGAACAAUGAACCAACAAAGAAACUCUGAGGGUGCCAUCCCUAAGACAAAACAGAAUGAGAGUGAUGGGGAGGGGGGAUGGACUCAAGUGAGAAAUAAGGGUAAUAAUAGACCUACCCGGUCAGACAAGGGCCUUCCGGAGGAAAACGCACCCGGGAACAAACUCCCAAAUAUCGAAAACUUUGAGGGGCACGUAGUUUCGGCCUCAAUAAAAGCAGGGCUGAAGGCAUUGACGGGUGGAAACACUAUUCCACCAAUUGAGACUGUGAAAAAGAAGGAGGAAGAAGGUAAAAGACAGGCCCAUAAUCAAAAAUUGAGGUCCGAGAAGAAGAUGCCUAAAAAGUCCAAAUACAUGGCCUAUUCGACCAAGUCAGAGAAAACGGCCAAGCCAGAGAAUCCCGGGUACCCCAAAAAAUUCGACAACCGGGAUAAAUUUUCUUUCGAAAUGCCACCCAAUUUCGACAAGCGUGAUCUCAUGGAAUUUCCCCUCACCGACCCUGCAUUCAAGGAAGGUACAAAUCAGGGUUUAUAUCGAAUUAUAUUUGGGCAUCCUAGCAGCUCAGAUACCACAUCUCGUGAUUGGACACCUGUUGGAGUUGUGAAGCAUGUCACCACUCCUGCUGGAAUUUUGAAGCUUAAGGACUCUCCUGGUGCUAAACGCCCUCCAUUAGAGUUAAUUGCUACGUACAGUAAGAUGAAAGAAUAUGUCAAAGUGGAGGGCUAA